GAGGAGACUCUGCUCUCCACCCUGCCUUCCUCCGCCUUCAGCAGCUCCUCCCAGCUGUCCAGCAGCCACAGCCCUGGGUUUGCAAGGCUCAACCGACGAGAUGGAGCAGGAGGCUGGACUCCACGUGUGUCCAACAAAUACCAGUGGCUGCAAAUCGACCUUGGAGAGAGGAUGGAGGUCACCGCCGUGGCCACACAGGGCGGGUACGGCAGUUCUGAUUGGGUGACUGGCUACCUGCUGAUGUUCAGUGACAGCGGCAGAAACUGGAAGCAGUAUCGGCGGGAGGAGAGCAUAUCGGGUUUCCCGGGGAACACGAACGCGGACAGCGUGGUGCUCUACCGGCUGCGGCCUCCAGUGGAAUCGCGCUAUGUGCGCUUCCUGCCAGCGGCCUGGAACCAUGAUGGCCGCAUUGGAAUGCGAGUGGAGUUAUACGGUUGCACCUACCGAUCGGAAGUGAUUGAUUUUGAUGAAAAUAAUUCCCUGGUCUACAGAAUUUCUAAGAGCACCAUGGGCCCAGUGAAAGAUGUAAUGUCUCUGAAAUUUAAAACAAUGCAGAGUGAUGGGAUUCUAUUCCACAGAGAGGGAAGAAACGGGGGUCAUAUCACCCUGGAAUUAGUCCGAGGAAAACUCUUUUUAUUCAUCAGUUCAGGUGGAGGCCUGCGUGUGCCCCUGUCUGCUCCCACCCAGACGGCGUUGGGCAGCCUCCUAGAUGACCAGCACUGGCACUCUGUCCUUCUGGAGCACUGUGGCCAGCAGAUGAAUCUCACCAUGGACACCCACGUAAUGCACCUCCAGGCACCAAGGGACCUGAGUCAUGUGAAUCUCCAUCCUGAGAUCAGCUUUGGAGGGAUUUUAGCACCUGGGAAAUCAGUGACAUUUCAAAGAAAACAUUUCCAUGGAUGCUUAGAAAACGUCCAUUUUAACGGAGUGGACAUCAUCAGUUUGGCCAAGCAGCACAGUCCACAGGUCCUCACUGUGGGAAACAUGUCAUUCUCCUGUUCACAACAACAGACCGUUCCAGUGACAUUUCUGAGCCACAGGAGCUCCUUGGCAUUGACUGGCUUCCCAGGGGAGGAUGGGGUCACUGUCAGUUUCCAGUUUCGAACUUGGAGUCAAGAAGGGCGUCUACUGUCCUGUCAGCUUCAUCGGGGUUCAGGGCAACUUCUGCUUGUUCUCAGUGAUGGGAGCCUCAGACUAAGCCUGCAAAGAACUCUGGGACAAGGACAGAACAACGUCACAGCAGGGGUAGGACUGAAUGAUGGACAGUGGCAUUCCGUUUACCUCACAGCCAAGAGGAUUCACCUGAGUCUGACAGUGGAUAACGACAUGGCCUCAACUGUUCACACUGUAAUCCCCAUGGAGAUGUAUUCAGGAGAGAGCUAUUACUUUGGAGCAUGCCUCCCUUUCAGCUCUGGGUCUGAGUGUGUGCCAGCCCCUUAUGGAUUCCAGGGAUGUCUGAGAGACAUCUCUAUCAACACCCAAGAGGUGGACCUACUUGCAGUACAGCAGGGAGUACUGGGGAACUUCAGUCACCUCCAGAUAGACACGUGCGGCAUCCUGGACAGGUGCUUACCCAACUACUGCGAGCAUGGUGGCAAGUGCUCCCAGACAUGGAAUACCUUCUACUGCAACUGCAACGGCACGGGCUACACAGGCGCCACGUGCCACCGCUCCCUCUACGAGCAGUCAUGUGAGGCUUACAAACACAAGGGCAAUUCCUCGGGAGUCUACCAUGUGGACCCAGAUGGCAGCGGCCCUCUGGAACCCUUCUUGGUAUUUUGUAACAUAACUGACACCCCGUGGACAGUCCUGCAUCACAACAGUUCAGCCCUCACUCGGGUCAAGGGGGCCAGCCCCACUCUCCCGCAUUCGGCCACUUUCCAGUACUCGGCGGGCGCGGAGCAGCUGCUGGCCACCACGGGGCGUGCGGAGCACUGCCAACAGGAACUCACCUACCACUGCAGGAGGUCGCGGUUCCGGGACGGACCAGAUGGAAUCCCACUGAGCUGGUGGGUUGGAAGAACCAAUGAGAUACACACUUAUUGGGGAGGUUCUUUGCCUGAUGCUCAAAAAUGUACUUGUGGAUUAGAGGGGAACUGCCUUGAUUCUCACUAUCUCUGCAACUGUGAUGCUGACCGGGAUGAAUGGACAAAUGACACGGGGCUGCUCUCCCACAAGGAGCAUCUGCCAGUGACGCGGAUUGUGAUCACAGAUGUCGGAAGGCCCAGAUCUGAGGUGGUGUAUCGACUGGGGCCGCUGCUCUGUCGGGGGGACAGAUCAUUCUGGAACUCUGCGUCCUUCCACACGGAGACCUCCUACCUUCACUUCCCAACUUUCCACGGAGAACUAAGUGCUGACAUAUCUUUCUUUUUCAAGACGACGGCUUCCUCAGGGGUGUUUUUGGAGAACCUGGGCAUCACCGACUUCAUCAGCCUGGAGCUACGCUCACCCACAGAGGUGGCCUUCUCAUUUGAUGUGGGGAAUGGACCCUGUGAGGUUAUAUUGAAGGCAUCCAGACCUCUCAAUGACAACCAGUGGCACCUCGUCCAGGCCGAGAGGAACACCAAGGAGGCGUGGUUACAGGUGGACUUCCGCCCUCCAGUGGCUCAGUCUGCCCCAGCUGAUGGGCAUCUGCUACUGCAGCUCAACAGCCAGCUCUUUGUAGGUGGGACAGCCACCAGGCAGAGAGGCUUCCUGGGCUGCAUCCGGUCACUACAGCUCAACGGGCAGACACUGGACCUUGAGGAACGGGCCAAGGUCACACCAGGUGUGGAACCUGGCUGCCCAGGGCACUGCAGCACCUACGGACACCUAUGUGCCCAUGGAGGGCGCUGCCGAGAGAGGCCCCGUGGGUUCUCCUGUGACUGCGAGGUCUCAGCCUUCACUGGGCCCUUCUGCUCUGAUGAGAUUUCUGCCGAUUUUGGACCUGGCUCCUCAGUGACUUACAAUUUCCAAGAGUAUUACUCCCUGAGUGCCAACUCCAGUCCCUACGCUGCUUCGUUCUAUGGGGAUAUGACCUUAGUGAGAGAGAUGAUCACGUUCAGCUUCCGAACAGUACAAACUCCGAGCUUACUGCUGUAUGUGGACUCCUUCUACAAGGAAUACUUGUCAGUCAUCCUUGCCAAAAAUGGGAGUUUGCAGAUUCGGUACAAGCUAGAUAUACAUCAAGAUCCUGAUGUUUUUAACUUUAAUUUCAAAAACAUGGCUGAUGGGAAUCUUCACCAUGUGAAGAUCAACAGAGAAGAAGGAGUUGUCUUUGUAGAGGUGAACCAGAAAGCAAGGAGACAAGUGAGCCUGUCCUCGGGCCUGGAGUUCCAUGCUGUCAAGUCCCUGGUGUUGGGUAGGAUUUUAGGCAACGGCCACGUGGACCUGGACACAGCUCAAGCUGGCGCUCUGGGUUUUGCAGGCUGCCUGUCAGCACUGCAGUUCCAGCACACAGCUCCGCUGAAGGCUGCGCUGCGCCCUGGGCGCUCUGGGCGCACUUCGGUGCGGGGUCCGGUGGUGGCGUCGCGCUGCGGGGCCCAGGACAACACCGCGCGGGAGCACACGCACGCUAGAGCAGAUCACCCAGGACCAGCGGGGGAAGGAAAGUCCAUCGCGGAUGCAGCCCGGCGGGACUCAGCAUUGAUUGGAGGUGUGGUGGCCGUGGUCAUCUUCAUCUUUUUCUGCAUUGCUGCCAUCGCCACCCACCUGUACCAGCAGAAGACCUUGUACAGAAGCAACAAGGAGGCCGAAGGGCCCGAGGAGGAGGGCCACCCCAAGGCCGGCCUCAGAUGUGACCUCCGUGUACAGAAUGUGGCCAGUGGGAGAGAAAAGGAGUACUUCUUCUGA
Messenger RNA from Chrysochloris asiatica (Cape golden mole), 3831 nucleotides. RefSeq names its product contactin-associated protein-like 4-like. The record is from RefSeq and is a predicted model, not a curated record. NCBI's taxonomy places the organism in Eukaryota, Metazoa, Chordata, Mammalia, Afrosoricida, Chrysochloridae. Bases 172 to 3831 code for a protein of 1219 amino acids. The transcript is spliced from 23 exons.